Messenger RNA from Astyanax mexicanus (Mexican tetra), 4963 nucleotides. RefSeq names its product RELT like 2 (gene rell2). The coding region runs from base 1187 to 2287 and encodes 366 amino acids. The record is from RefSeq and is a predicted model, not a curated record. The transcript has 7 exons. Gene Ontology annotation, biological process: positive regulation of p38MAPK cascade; positive regulation of cell-substrate adhesion. Lineage: Eukaryota; Metazoa; Chordata; Actinopteri; Characiformes; Acestrorhamphidae.
GUGAGCUGAUUAGUGGGGAGAGUACCUGGCGUUAAUUAAUUACGAGUAAUUAAUUACAACAACAGCAGCGGCAGCAACAGCAAAAAUAGCGACAAGAAGAAGCAAGUGUUUUCACUCCAGCCCCGCCCCCUCACCUCCAGAGCCAUGGGCCCUACUGACCUGUACAAGAGGAGGAGCUUUGAGUGCAGCCAGUCCUUUAGAUCCUGUGGUUCAGUCCAGAGCGUCCAGCCCCACAACAUCUCAACAUCUCCACCUACUGAGACCCCGACCCACAGAGCUCCACCACAACACCGGCCACAAACUGCGGGCACUGCACCCUGGCAUCACCCUGGCAUCACCCUGGCAUCAGGCCAUUUACUGCUCUUUACCCUCAGCUCAGUGUUACAGCGGUAAAUCGGUACAGCAGUAAUUUGUUACAGUGUUACAGUUGUAGAUCGGGUGUUAUAGAGGUAGAGCGGUACAGUGUUACAGUGUUACAGCGGUAGAUCGAAUGUUACAACGGUAAAUCAUUACAGCUAGUAGAGUGUUACUGUGUUACAGUGGUAGAUUGGGUGUUACAGUGGUAGAUCGGGUGUUACAGUGGUAGAUUGGGUGGUACAGUGGUAAAUCACUACAGCUAGUAGAGUGUUACUGUGUUACAGUGGUAGAAUGGGUCUUACAGAGUUAAAUUGUUACUGCUGUAAAUUGUUACAGUGGUAGAUCGGGUGUUACAGUGGUAGAUCGGGUGUUACAGUGGUAGAUCGGGUGGUACAGUGGUAGAUCGGGUGUUACAGUGGUAGAUCGGGUGGUACAGUGGUAGAUCGGGUGGUACAGUGGUAAAUUGUUACAGCUAGUAGAGUGUUACUGUGUUACAGUGGUAGAUCGGGUGUUACAGUGGUAGAUCGGGUGUUACAGUGGUAGAUCGGGUGUUACAGUGGUAGAUCGGGUGUUACAGUGGUAGAUCGGGUGGUACAGUGGUAGAUCGGGUGGUACAGUGGUAGAUCGGGUGGUACAGUGGUAGAUCGGGUGGUACAGUGGUAAAUUGUUACAGCUAGUAGAGUGUUACUGUGUUACAGCAGUAAAUUGAAUGUUACAUCAGUAGAUCGGGUGUUAGUCGUAAAUUGUUACUGCUGUAAAGUGUAACAGCGGUAGAUCAGGUGUUACAGUGUUAUAGUAUCUGGGUGUGAGUGUGUGGAGUGAGGAGAAGAUGACUGAUCAGGAAGCAGCUCCAGCGUAUAUGAUCUUCAUCCUGGUUUUCUGCUUCUUCAUCACCGGCCUGCUGGGAUUUAUCUUCUGCCAUGUGCUGAAGGACCGGGGGUACCGCUGCAGAACCGGAGAACCGGAGGACGAGGAGAGUAAAAAUACGUACGGAACAGAAAACUAUGAUGAUGAUGAUAAUGAAGACACUGUUGAGCGAAUACUUAAGUGCAUCAUUGAAAAUGAAGCAAAUAUGGAAGCUUUCAGUGAAAUGUUGGGGAACCAGACUCCUCCCGCUCAUCAUAAUCUACGAUUUCUGCGUAAGGAGAGUGUGUGGAGUAUUCCCUCUCAUCAUCACACCAUCCACAUGGGCGAUCUGAACUUCUGCCACCACUGUGGGCGCGGCCACGCCAAGAAAACCCAGUGCAGAACCAACAUGAUCAGAACCAGGAGAGCCGGAGAGCAGACCGUGCUCUCUGUGGGCAGGUUUCGGGUCACUCACAUGGAGAAGAAGAGUCCUCCAGACUCCGCUAAUGUGACCAUCUCAGAAUCUCGUGAUCAUCCAGAUCUCCUGGUACCUCUGGAUGGUAAAUCUGGACUCAGGGACGCCCCGAUACCGAAUAAAGAGAGUUAUAAUAUCCGCAACAUGUUUAAAAACACUGAGGCAGCGAAUCCCUCCGGACCACAACCGUCCAAACCCAAGAGAAGAGACAGUCUUCCGGUCGUCCGGCGGGGAAGCGGUGCAGUCGGGCGGCGAGACGACGACAGGCGGGACAGCGUCACAGUCGGUCGGGACGGCAUUGACGUGGGAGGGGAAGGCGAGACAGUCGGGCGGGGCGGCAAAGCCAUGGUGAGAGAGGACAAGACAGCUGGUGAGGGCAGCAAUGCUGUAGGAAGGGUCAGUGAUGCAGUCGGGCAGAACGGCGAUACCAUUGGUCGACAUGGCGAUGCCGUGGAACGGGAUGGUGACACAGUUGGGCGAGACGAUGAUGCAGUUGGGCAGGACAGUGAUGUCGUGACUAUAAAGGACAGUCAGACUAAAACUGGGACGGAUCCUGCUCCAGACAACAGUUUAAAUUCAGAUCAGAGUCCUGAAAAUAAUCCACAGUAAUUUCAUACAUUCCACAAACAACUCAUUUCUGCUGUAUUUUUUAAAAUAUACAUUUAAUAGGUUUAAUUCAUGUUACUAUGUACAUAUUUAACAGUACUACUUUAAAAUAAGGCUCCUUUAUUAAGGGUUUAUUAAUGGUUAUUAAUUAGUUUAUGAACCAGGAAAGGCAACAGCGGUCUGUCGUUUAUCAAACAGUGAUUCCACAUUCAUUUAUACUGAUAAACCAGCAUUAACAUUUCUGUUAACUUUAUUCAGUUUAUAAUAAUUACAUAUUAAAUGACUAAACUUGCGUUCUAUAUUAUUUUAUUUAGAUAUUAUGGCCUCACAUUAAUGUCAAAAGUCGGGGGGUAAAAAUACCAGAUGAAAAAAAAUUAACCAGUGUCUUUUAACAUUUUGCAUGUGUAAAUUAACUUCUCAUUAACACACAUGUGAAGCUCACGAGUAAAAAUAGGGGAAUGGUGAGCGCGCUGAACAGAAUAUCGCUCUCGAGCUUCAUUUUUCUCCUCUCGGAUUCACAGUUCUCCUCUCGCGCUGUUUGAAUUACCUUUGGCUUAGUGUUUUGCGCUCGAGUUUUGAAAGGGGUGGUUUUGACAGUUUGGGGGCGGAGUCAGGGUCGCCUCCCUCAGCAAAUACUGAUAUAUCCAGAGUUUGUGAUGGACCACCUACCUCCAAGAGCCGGAGGAGUGCGGAGAAAUAAGGACGGCAGAGUUAGCUAUUUGGCUAUGCUAACAUCAAACAAAUCGCCCUCCGCUGUUAGCUCGGGUUUAGUGCCCGGAAGGAACGGCUCUCUCAUUCAGCGCCGGCCGCUCCAGUCGGUAAACGAGAGAGCCGGUAAUUCUCAUAACGCGCGAUCAGAACUGUGAAUUUGAGAGGAAAAUAAAACACCCGGGAACCUGGGAGGAGGAAAAUGAAGCUCGAGAGUGAUGUUUUGUUCAGUCCUUUUUUUUUUUUUGCUUGUGAGCUUCACAUGUGCGCCCACAAGAAGUUAAUUUACACUCGCAAAAUGUUAAAACAAGCUGGUUAAUUUUUUUCACCUGGUAUUUUUGACAUUGAUGUGACACCAUAAUAUAUGUUAAAAAGUUAUUUUCACUGUUAUUCUUUCUGUUUAUGUUGUAUGUGCUUAUUAAUAUUUAAGUAUUUAAGCACCUAAUUAAUAAAUAUUACUAAACUUCUUAUAGAGGAGCCUUAUUGGUAAGUGCCUAACCAAUAAGCCUUAAGUGGUACCUAUUUAAUAUAUUUUAGCAGAACAAUAUAUUUUUUCUGUUAAAUAUUUAAUGAUUGUUUAAAAUCUCUACAGGUAGUUAUGUUUAAUCAGGAAGAACAGCAGGUUCUUAGGAUGUAUUUUCACACCGUGUUUGUUACAUGUGUGUGUACAGGUGUUUAUUAUAUAUAUUGAUGUGUUUUCUGUAGCUUCAGUAGUGCAGGUGUGAUGAUGGGUGGACGUGUCCUGUUUAUUUUAUUAUUAUUUAUGGGUUACUGUUCUUUGGCACCUCUGCCCGUCCUGUCUGUCAUAGAAACACCUGGAUUUUGGCUAAUUGGAUUACCUGACUGAAUCCUGAUUGGCUGAUAUAAAUUAGAAAGAAGUGUUUUUAUACUGGAUUAGCGGAGCUAUAGAGUGAGAUGAUGUGUGUGUGUAUAGUGUGUUAAUGGUUGCUCUGAUACCUCAUUACCUGGGAUAGUUAGAGUUAUAAAGGUGUCUUCUUGUGUGUUUAUUUCUUUUAUUUUAGAGUGUUAUAGAUGUUUAAUUGGAAUAUCUUUUUUCUUGUUUUCAGUCAGUGCUUUGUGUUUCGGGAGCAAUAUAUCAUUUAACUGGAUUAAAUUAACUGCAUUUUUUAUCCAGUUAGUAAAAUGCUGGUGCUGCUUUGCCUGUUGUUGAAUUUUAUAUGUGUAUAUAUUUUAAUCCAGGUACUGCAUGAUUGUAAAGCUGCUUUGCGACAGUGUCUGUGGGUUAUGGGCCAGGGUUUAUAUGAAAUAUAGUAAUUUUUUAAUAACUGGAUUGUUGUACAUACCUCUCUGCUUUUAAAGUUUAAGGAUGCUCUAUUAAAAUAAAAAUAAAAUAUUUCUAUACACUUUUAUAUUGAGUUAUGAAUUAUGAAUACUUAAGAAAUAAAGGAGUGUUGGGUGGUGUAAUCAGGUCUAACAAAAACAAGCACAAAUUCAUUUGGGUAGUACCUCUAAAUUAGAGAAAUAAGAAAUAAUUUUGCAGUUUUUAGAAAAAAUAUAGAUUUUCCAUCCUCUCAAUGUGUAUUUAAUGUGUAAUUUAAGUUUUAAAAAUAACACGACUUCCUUCAGACUUUAAUGCAUCAAUAAUCAUUUCUGCUGUAUUUUAAUAUAUAUUUAAUAUUUUAAUUGUAUAUUUUAUAAUAUAUUUAAUAUGUUAGUAUUUAUAUAUUUUUAAUAAAUGUUAACUGGGCAAUGUUUAUGUAUUUUUAAUAUGCAACGUUUUUGUGGAAAAAAAAAACAUUUAAUUAAAAAGACACUUUUACACUUUAAUAUGUAAAAAGACAGGAACACCGAGACCACUCAGACCAUCCUGCUUCAGACAACUGUUUAAAUUCAGAUCAGAGUCCUGAAAAUAAUCCACAGUAAUUCCAAAUGUUCCACAAAAACUAAUUUCUGCUGUAUUUUCUAAUUGUAUAUUUUAUGAUAAAUUUAAUAAAUUUUAAUAAAUGUUAA